Molecule: messenger RNA, 1530 nt
Organism: Ipomoea nil (Japanese morning glory)
Lineage: Eukaryota; Viridiplantae; Streptophyta; Magnoliopsida; Solanales; Convolvulaceae
Exons: 3
Coding region: 1-1530 (509 amino acids)
Source: RefSeq, a predicted model, not a curated record
AUGGUUGUCAAUGAAACCAAUGAAGUGGUUGAACCAGAACUGAGUACGUCAAGCUCAAGCUCAGAAAGCGAUAAUUCUGAAGACGAAAAAGGACUUCUAUGUCUAUUCAUCCAGGAAGAAAGUGACGACAACUUAUGUCUGAUGGCGAAAGAUGACGAGGUAGUUUUUCAAUCCUCUUCAUCUACCCAAGUUGAAUCUUGUUCAGAAAGUGAGGAAACUUGCGUUGAUACGGAUAUGAAACUGAUGGGGGACUUCAAGAAGCAACCUCUUGAUACAAUAAGGGCACACUUGUACCGUAAUGGAGUGGAUGGAACGUAUGUGUCAUGGAUAUGGCACGGGGAGAAGGCUACAUUAAACAACUCAAUAGAUGAUACUGAUCAUCUUAAGGGAGAGGAACAUAAGCUUGUUGAUGAAAACCCUAUAGAUAUGGUAAAUGAUGCUUAUGAUGAAUACGUUAAGGAUCCCAACAAAUUUAGUAAAUUACUUGAAGAUGCAGAGAAACCGCUAUACGCUGGAUGUACUACGUUUACAAAACUAUCAGCGGUAGUGAAGUUAUAUAACUUGAAGGUAAAAUACAGUUGGAGCGACGCAAGUUUUACGGACCUUCUAGAUUUGUUUGCAAAAAUGCUUCCAACUGACAACGUAUUGCCUUCUUCUUUAUAUGAGGCAAAGAGAAGCUUGGUUGCAUUGGGAAUGGACUAUGAGAAAAUACAUGUGUGUCCCAAUGACUGUAUCUUAUAUUGGAAGGAGAAUGCAAAUUGUACUAAUUGCCCUACUUGUGGAACUUCAAGGUGGAAGAUAGGCAAGAAUUCUAAGAUAUCCAUAGGAGUUCCUGCAAAGCGAAAAUUCAUGAUGCUCACUUUGUUGAUUUCUGGUCCUAAACAACCCGGGAAUGACAUUGACGUUUAUUUGGCACCUUUGAUUGACGAUUUGAAAGCCUUGUGGGAAGAAGGUAUAGAAGCAUACUAUGCAUACCGACAAGAAAGAUUCAUCCUUAAAGCUGUUUUACUAUGGACGAUCAAUGAUUUCCCAACAUAUGGGAACUUAUCAAGUUGCACUGUCAAAGGAUAUCAUGCAUGUCCUAUCUGUGGUGAGAAUACAUAUGCCAAGAGGUUGAAGCAUAGUAAGAAAAUGACAUUCACAAGACAUAGAAGAUUUUUAUGUAAAACGCAUCCUUAUCGAAGACAAAAGAAGGCAUUUGAUGGUAAGAAAGAAUUCGACUUAGCACCAAAACCAUUGAGUGGCUAUGAUGUUCUCAAAACAGUUGAGGGGAUCAAUUGUUGUUGGGAAAAAAAUAGUGGCAAGCUAAAUGCUAAAAGAAAAAAUAGUGAAUCAUGUUGGAAAAAGAAAUCAAUUUUCUUUGAGCUUGAGUAUUGGAAGCAUUUGCAUGUUUGGUAUGUUCUUGAUGUCAUGCACAUUGAGAAAAAUGUGUGCGAAAGUAUUAUUGGCAUAUUACUUGACAUCCCAGGAAAAACCAAAGGUGGUGAUGCGAUCCUGGUUGGCCCAAUCUUCUCUUCACACUCUGACUAA